Melitaea cinxia (Glanville fritillary) is the source of this 768-nucleotide messenger RNA. RefSeq lists its product as uncharacterized. The coding region runs from base 1 to 768 and encodes 255 amino acids. Lineage: Eukaryota; Metazoa; Arthropoda; Insecta; Lepidoptera; Nymphalidae. The record is from RefSeq and is a predicted model, not a curated record. The transcript has a single exon.
AUGGUUCCCCGCGGGAUAGUUAUCCUGUGCUUUAGUGUUAUCCUGGCAUCGGCUUCAGCGGACAGCUUCGGGCUCGGUAUGAAGCUACUCGGAAGGUUGUACGAUGAAUGCGAGAAAGCAGACGAGAUCCUGAAAUGUUUCAAGAUCCAAGCGGUCAAGCUAGUGGAUCGAGCUGCAAGGAUGCAAGCAUUACCGUUAUUCGACGGCCUUUCCUUAGUUCGGAUUCCAGAAAGUGGCAGAGCGUUUCCCUCAUCUAUACCAGAUGGUGAUUUGAAUUCCUUAAGUUCAGAUGAAGUCGAUAAACUUCUCAAUCUAGCGACAUCGAAGCUCAUACAUACUCAUCGUGUUAUAAUAUCACCUACUAGUGUUGGAUCAGAUCUUGGGCGGGCAUUGAGUGAAGCCAGGGGUAAGUUGAAGAAAAUGAUAGGUCCAAUCCUAGCUGGUGUCGCGAUCAAGGGCGGUUUUUUGGCCAUAGCUUUCCAGGCGAUCGCUUUAAUCGCUGGCAAAGCGCUGUUGAUCGGUAAGAUUGCAUUACUUUUAUCUGCAAUCAUCGGCUUGAAGAAACUGGUAGCAGGGGGAGAAGCGCACGAGAAAACUACUUAUGAGAUAGUCAAGCAUCCACAGGUUUCACAGAGUCAUACUUACACGUCCUCGCACUACGGCAGCGACUUCGACACGACAGGUCCAGGAGGACACUACAGAAGAAGCGUCGAAGAAGAAGCUGCGGCUCAGGACAGGGCUUACAGAGCUUACGCUAAGAAACAGUAA